AUGGACUCGGACUCGGCACCACAGAGUAUGAGGCGCAGGUCUAGCCGCCGUGGGUCAAUACAAUCGGAGGACUGGCCUGAGGCCAUCCCUAUGUCGAUUCCCACGCAUCGCGAGAGGAGGGACUCGGCACCACAUAUUACGAGGCGCAGGUCCAGCCGCCGUGGGUCAAUACAAUCGGGGGACUGGCCUGCGGAAGUUCCUAUGUCGCUCUCCCCGCACCGCGAGCGGAAGCACCAUGGAGAACGAAACGGCGGGGUUAAAAUCCUGAGUGAUGGCCGCCUUGAUAUAAAGAUCAACGAGCAUAUGCCACAACUCGCAGGGCUAUUGAAUCGCAUCCAAACGUCAACAAAGCCACCAGACCUGGAGGCUCUGGAGGGACAACCGACACCAGAAGCAAUACCACCAGAUGAAGGCAAAGACUUCCCACUGAAGCUGAACAUCGUCAUUCAAGUGAUCGGGUCUCGGGGUGAUAUCCAACCGUUCGUUGCGCUAGGAAAAGAGUUGAAGGCAUAUGGACACCGCGUACGACUAGCAACCCACCUCGUUUUCCGGGAGUUUGUACUUGACGGCGGCUUGGAGUUCUUCAACAUCGGUGGUGACCCAGAGGAACUGAUGGCUUUCAUGGUCCAAAAUCCCUCCCUACUCCCCGCAUUCAGCACGAUUCGCAGUGGAGCCAUCCAGAAACGCCGGCGCGAAAUGAAGGAAAUUAUAUACGGCUGUUGGAGAUCAUGUAUUGAAACAGGCGAUGGUACAGACCUGCAUCAAAUUAAAGAAGAUCCCUGGAGUGAGGUGGUGGACUAUCGUCGCAGACCAUUUGUUGCUGAUGCAAUAAUCGCUAACCCGCCCAGCUUGGGCCAUAUUCAUUGCGCACAGCGGCUGGGAAUUCCACUUCAUAUGAUGUUUACAAUGCCCUGGUCGCCUACCCAGUCGUUUCCGCAUCCUUUGGCUGUUCUCCACCAGCAGGAUUGCAAGCCAACAGUUGCAAACCUCGUAUCCUAUACCGUUGUGGAUAUUAUGAUUUGGGAGGGAUUGGGAGAUCUCGUCAACUCGUGGCGAAAGAGGUGCCUCGCACUUGAUCCGUUGGAUUCAAUUACGGCGCCCAGUCUGCCCCAGCGCCUCGGCGUCCCGUUCUCAUAUCUGUGGUCCCCGGCAUUGUUGCCAAAGCCACGCGACUGGUCUGAUCACAUCGAUAUUUGCGGCUUCAGCGUGCUACCUACAAAGUCAGACUACAAACCUCCAAAAGAGAUAGAAGAUUUUCUAAAAGCAGGACCCACUCCAAUAUACGUUGGAUUCGGCUCUAUUGUGGUAGAGAACCAAAUAGAACUAACUCAAAUCGUGUUCGAGGCGAUAGAAAACGCCGGCCAGCGAGCAAUCAUUUCAAAAGGCUGGGGAAACCUCGGAGUCGAAGACGUCGAUGUACCAGAUAAUAUCCUCAUCGUCGGCAGCGUACCACAUGACUGGUUAUUCCAGCAUGUGUCAUGCGUGAUUCACCACGGUGGUGCGGGUACCACUGCGGCAGGGCUUUCUCUUGGACGACCGACCAUUAUCGUUCCAUUCUUCGGAGACCAACAAUUCUGGGGAGGAAUCGUUGCAAUGGCUGGGGCCGGGCCGCAGCCUGUGCCUCACAAACAACUCACUGUUGAGAAGUUGACCGAUGCAAUCAAGACGGCACUAGAACCUUCAACUCAAGAGAAGGCGCAAGAAAUCGCAAAUAAGAUGCAGAAAGAGUCCGGUGUGCGGGAUGGGGUACGCAGCUUUCAUCGGCAUCUCAACUUGAAGACGUUACGAUGCACGAUAUGUCCCACCCGUCCUGCUGUAUGGCAUAUUAAGCAAACUUCUAUUGGGCUCAGCGCUUUUGCUGCAGCAGUACUGGUUGAAAUGGGGGCUAUCAAACCAGAGAAUGUUGCUUUAAACCGAGCAUCGGAAUACGACACCUACCGCAAUCCCGUAGGCCCUGUCAGCGCAGGAGCCCAGGUGCUAGUCGGAGCCAUUGCGAACUUUGUGACCGGGAUUGGCGAGGUCCCUUAUGACAUCGUUACUGAUUUCGUCACCGCCGGUCGUGCGAUAGGUCAGACUCGUGCCCAGACUGAUUCUUCAAGAAGGUUUUCGUGGAGGAAAUUCCGCAGAAGUCAAGAGUCAGAUACGGAUAGUGAUGAGGAGCAGUAUCAUGAAUCCGCCGAGUAUCAUGAACCUGCCGAUUAUCAUCAACCUGCCGAUUAUCAUGAACGUGCUGAGUAUCAUGGUCCCGCCGAGUGUCAAGGACUUGGCCAGUUCAAUAACGAUAACGAUGAUGAUAAUAACGAGGAUGGUACUGCUAUUGAUGAUGGGAUAAGUCUCGACCCAAACGACAACGAAACCGACAACGCGAGACACAACAAAAUGAAUCAUAAUUUACCGGCUAGCGCCGUUGGCCCGAGAAACCGCUUGCCGCGUGAUCAAGCGGAGCUGUUGAGCUAUCUAGAGUCACCCAGAGGGAAUGGUGUAAUCUACGAAAUACGCACUCACGGGAGUCGAAUGUCGAAGAAGUUUUUGAAAAAUAUACUCUGGCUCCCAACAGACCUGACUCUCAGCAUGUCCAAAGGGUUCCACAAUGCGCCGAGGAUGUACAACGACCAAAUGAUCAAAGAAACGCCAAAAGUUGUCGGCUUCCGGAGUGGACUCGAGGCAGCUGGAAAGGAAUUUCGAGAUGGCUUUUACUAUGGUAUCACGGGAUUGGUCACACAGCCUCGAUAUGGUGCCAAGCACCAAGGAACGAAAGGGAUGGUCAAGGGAAUCGGGAAAGGAAUUGGCGGUGUUUUCCUCAAACCACCAGCAGGUCUUUGGGGACUGUUUGGAUAUCCUUUGGUUGGACUUCGCAGAAAGCUUCAAAAAUCAUUAGGCAGGAGCCAGGAGCUUGGUAUUAUGGCGUCUCGGAUUGCGCAAGGUAUUGAAGACAUGCAGGCAUCGACUCCCGACGAACGCGCAGAUGUUGUUAGGAAAUGGCAUGUUCUUGAAGAGGAACUUCGUGCCUCUUACUGA
This is a messenger RNA of Penicillium concentricum, 3018 nucleotides long. Its product is annotated as putative UDP-glucose,sterol transferase. The record is from RefSeq and is a predicted model, not a curated record. Gene Ontology annotation, biological process: carbohydrate metabolic process. NCBI's taxonomy places the organism in Eukaryota, Fungi, Ascomycota, Eurotiomycetes, Eurotiales, Aspergillaceae. Gene Ontology annotation, molecular function: UDP-glycosyltransferase activity; hexosyltransferase activity. The transcript is spliced from 7 exons. Bases 1 to 3018 code for a protein of 1005 amino acids.